ACGGUUUAGGCGACUCCGGGGAGGCCCUUGCAUUCUGUGAAAAUAGCUGAAUAUAGACUGCUAGAGAUCGCUGUAUUCUUAGAAAAGGACAACGCAAACGGAUUCCGGUACGUUUUGGAGAUAAGAUCAAGGAAUCUGAGAAAUGGAGUCUAUUGGAUGCCCAGUCACACAGGCAAGUCCUUCAAAUGCCGACGUGCAGGUGCCGAACUCUUCAGGUGGAAGUGGCUGGGAAGUGACUGACAUGACUCGAUUGCAGCGUUUUUUGUGCUUUGGGUCAGAAGCGGGCAUGUAUAGUGUCAAGGAGCAGCACCUCAGCGUGGAGAAUGCACAGGUGCUGAUCCGGCUAUUAGAGGAGGGCAGGGGCUGUGAAGUGGUUCAGGAGAUAAAGAAGUUCAGCCAGGAGGGCCGAGCGGCGAGGGUGAACCCCGCCAUUUUUGCCCUCGCAGUCUGCUCACAGCACUCGGAUGUCAAGACCAAGCAGGCGGCCUUCAAGGCCGUGAAGGAGGUGUGCCAUGCUCCCACGCACCUCUUCACCUUUGUCCAGUUCAAGAAGGACCUGAAGGAGGUGAUGAGGUGCGGCAUGUGGGGGCGGGCCUUGCGGAAGGCUGUAGCAGACUGGUACAAUGAAAAAGACGCCAUGAGUCUUGCGUUGGCAGUCACCAAAUACAAACAGAGGAUCGGCUGGUCACACCAGGACCUGCUGAGGCUGUCUCACAUGAAGCCUGCAAAUGAAGGUAUUACAGUGAUCAUUAAGUAUAUAACAAAAGGAUGGAAGGAGGUGCAGGCAGCGUAUGGCGGCAAAGAGAAUUUGGAUGAAAUCACCAAAGUCCUCCAGUAUCUGGAAGCAGUGGAGAAGGUCAAGCACUCUGAGGAUGAGCUGGAAAUCAUCCAUUUGAUAGAGGAGCACAGGCUGGAGCGAGAGCAGUUACUGACCAACCACCUGAAGUCCAAAGAGGUGUGGAAAGCCCUGCUGAAGGAAAUGCCAAUCACAGGAUUGCUGAGAAACCUGGGUAAGAUGACUGCCAACAAGGUCCUCCAGCCAGGAAGUGCAGAUGUUGCAGCCGUUUGCGAGAGGCUCCAAAACGAGUCGGCCCUGAAAAAGGCUAAACUUCACCCCUUCCAUAUCUUGGUGACUUUGCAAACUUACAAGAGAGGCCAUGGAAAUCGAGGGAAGCUGAAAUGGGAGCCAGAUGACGACAUUGUCCAAGCACUGGACAAAGCCUUUUACAAAUGUUUUAUGAAUGUCGAGUCCACCGGGAAGAGGUUUGUUGUGGGGGUAGAUGUCAGCGCUCCCACGAACACGACAGUGUUGGGGAGUUCCAUCAGUGCUGCCACCACAGCUGCAGCUGUGACCAUGGUUGUCACGCGAACAGAAGUGGAUUCCCAGGUCCUCGUCUUUUCUGAAGGAGCAGUAUCUCCCUGUGCGAUCACCACAGACAUGUCUCUGUCAAAAGUAACAGAGGAAUUGGUCAAGCUUCCUGCCCUGAACACUGACUGUGCCCUACCUGUCCUGUGGGCCACAGAGAAUGAGAGGGCAGCUGACAUCUUCAUUGUCUUCACCAACAAUGACACCUGGUUUGGGAAGGUCCACCCAGCAGAGGCCCUGAGGAUGCACAGACAUAAAAUGGGUGUGCACUCCAAGUUGAUAGUAUGCGGGCUGGCUGCAAACUGCCUGGGCGUGGCGGACCCAGAUGACAGGGGCAUGCUGGAGAUCUGCGGCUUCGACUCUGGGGCUUUGGACGUCAUCGGCAACUUUGCUCGGGAUCUGAUCUGAAAGUGGCACCAGGGGAGGGGGGGAACAAACAGACAUUUAACAGAACUGUGAGGUGGACUGAAUUUUGUAAAGCACUGUGCCCCAAAAAGAAAAACACUAACCUUUUGCAAAAAAAAAAGAAAGUAAACAUUAAAUUCUAAAUGGUGCAUAUAUCAGUUGCCUAACUGAGUAACUGAAGGAAAAAGAAAAAAAUGAUUUAAACCAUUUUGUGUCCAGCAGGCUGGACAGAUCUGUGUAUUUAAAUGAACAAUGUUAAUGUUAUGGACUGGGGGUGGGGUCUAGGAGGGAGGGGAAGCGUCUGAGUAUCAAGUUACAUUGUAAUGUAAUUUUUCGUGUAGGGUUCAUGAUGCAGGAGAUGCAGGAGGGAUUUCCUUUUCAAAAAGCUGAGCAAUGGCUAAGAGAAGGGCUGGGUGGAUUUUACUGUAACAGAUGAAUCCUUUAGCUAAAACAUUACAUGCGUGCUGCUAAUAACUAACACUUGAUAGAUGAAGGUUUUUGUGUGCCAGAGAAUGUAAACUACACAAUACUUUUGUAGGUUUUUUUGCAACACAAUAUGAUGUUGAUAUCCAUGAUAUAUAAUAUCAUGGAUAUAUGUGUCUACAGUCAGGUCUUACUUCCUGUUUUUUGCUUUUUAUGUAUUAUUUCUUCCCUUCCUAACUGUCAUUCCCUUGGCUCAAACAGCUCAAGGGGGAAAAACUCAAUUAUCAAAGUGGAGGAGGCUGAUGGCUGGUAUUAAAUGCUCAGUCAAUGAGAGUCAUGUUGUAAUUUUUUUUUUUUUCUAUGGUGAAUCGCACAGUCGGAAAACAUUUAGUUGCAAGAACAGUGGGAUCACUCUGUUUCCGAGCAGUUUCAAAUUCCUUUUGCAGUUCCAUUGUUCUUUUCACCUUCUUU
Megalops cyprinoides (Indo-Pacific tarpon) is the source of this 2665-nucleotide messenger RNA. RefSeq names its product Ro60, Y RNA binding protein (gene ro60). The record is from RefSeq and is a predicted model, not a curated record. Bases 143 to 1774 code for a protein of 543 amino acids. The transcript is spliced from 9 exons. Gene Ontology annotation, molecular function: RNA binding. NCBI's taxonomy places the organism in Eukaryota, Metazoa, Chordata, Actinopteri, Elopiformes, Megalopidae. Gene Ontology annotation, cellular component: ribonucleoprotein complex.